Xyrichtys novacula (pearly razorfish) is the source of this 9378-nucleotide messenger RNA. The record is from the annotation of a GenBank genome assembly. NCBI's taxonomy places the organism in Eukaryota, Metazoa, Chordata, Actinopteri, Labriformes, Labridae.
GGUCUGUUCCUGCAGAGGUUUCCGGAUCAGCAUGCUGUGGUAAACAAACGUCAUUCCACCAUAAAGGCAGAAGUUUCAUUAUCAUGUCAGAGUAUCUGGUCUGAGCUCUCUCUCUCUCUGUGGUCUGUCUGUGUGGGUUAUAAUGGGAGGACUGGUGCCCACUGUGCUCGUGAGUUAGCAGACAGGCUCGCGCAGGUGGACUAGUCAGACAGGUUUGGGACUGGACGCCUUUUGUGUUGUUCACCUUUACUGAGGGCGAUGCAGGUGAAUGUAAAGUUACCAUGAAGAUAGUCGCGACUGUAGCGCUUCUACACCUAUGUUUCUGCUUCACAGGUGAGUUUUCAAACAGCCAGGUGACAUACAGGUGAGUCUCCAAACCUUUCCUGACGCUGUUUUUCUUCUUCUUCACCGUCUUUUAAAGCGGUAGUUUCGGGUGAUGACUCCACCGAAACGGCCCUGACAGCCGCACCGGGAGACGUCGCGAUACUUCCGUGUUACUCCAUCGGUAACGUAACACCAAUUGUAACGACAUGGAUGAAAAACGGACAAGAAGUCAUUUCAGGUGGAGUUUCUACACACGUAGGAGAGCAGCAGAGGCUCACGGUGCUGCAUGACGGGAGUCUGAACAUCCGGGGGGUGACACCUGGAGACGAGGGCAGCUACCUGUGCCGCUCCACGCUGCCAGGCAACAACACCUUCAGGGCGCGCGUGCUGCUGCAAGUAGGGAGUAAGUGAAGUUUACAAGUCCACGUCUGGAGUCCAGUCUGGUUUAAUUGGAGGUUUUUACUCUGUAACUGGGAUUCGUUUGAGGUUUUCAGCGUGAACUGGUUCCUCCACAUUACAGAGAUGUUUCUGGCGCUGACUUUGAGGAAACGUGGAAGUCCUGCUGAGAUAAAAGUGACGGUGUCAUGCUGUCGCGGUGAGGCAGUGGAGGGUCAUGUCAGUUAACAUGGGUUAUACUCAUAGACAUACAGUCUAUGGUUAUACUGUACCUGAGUCAAUGACGUGACGCCUAAAUGUUCUGUCCGGCUGUAUUUUUUUUAAGUUAAAAAAAGGUUUAAAUGCACAAAAAUACAUGUAAUAUCUCUCUCAUAUAUUUAGUCACUUCAACUUUUCAAAAAUCAGGUCUUAUUUGUAAUUUUUCUGAACUUCAAAGUGUCCAAAUAUCAUGUGGUGCGACCAAUAACAUCAAUUGUAUUAAAUACAAACUCAAAUAUCUAAUUUCUGUAACUGAAACAUUAAUACCUGAUACAAUAUGCGUAAGUGAAAGGUAGUUUUAAAACAUUUUUAUCAGUGUUAUGCAAUUCAAAGAAAAAAUUAGUCAGUUAACUACAUUUAAUUUAGUGACUGUGACAUUAUAGAGCUAUAAUGUGAGAUUAUUAUUUACAAAAACUCAAAUGAAAUGCAAACACUCUGUUUUUAUCUACUUCACAUUACUGACAAUUUGUAAAAAAAACUAUUAAGUAUGUUGAAAAAAAUUUAUUAGUUUUGAGAUAAAUGAUGGUCGCACCACAUGAAAUUUUUUAAGGCCACGGGCAAUUCAUCCAUAUGAAAAGACACUAAAAUUGGGUAAUUUAAAAUUUUAACAUUAAUUUUGUAUACACAACAUCCUUAGUGUUUGAACUUUUGCAAAAUAUAUUAUUAUUUGUGUUAUUUUAAAAUUGGCAUGUUUAAAACCCUUAUACAUCAUUAACCCAUCUACAGUGUUUAAGGCAACAGAAAAUGAGCGGGUGUCAUGUUUAUAACAGCCUCAGAGGAUGAUAUUAAAUUAUACAUCAACUAAAACAAACUGUCAGGGACAACAUUUUCAACUUCGACAAUCCUUAAAGGUUAAAGUUAUCUCUUACCUUUAUUUGUAACUCAAAGUUGAUGCUGAAGUCAGAUUUCCUGACAUUAAGAAGAACUAUCAUUAUGCUGGCUUUAACAGACACUCACUGUGGAUAUUUGAGGAAUUUACAGGCAUUAAAAAAGACCAUAAAUAAACAGUUAGCCUUCCUCUUAAUGGUAUAGUUAUUCUUUUUGGAGUUCAUGGCCUCUUAGUUCAUCGCCUUGUAAAAAUACGUUAAAAAAAUACCUGCAGAAAUACACACAACCUGGGUUAUCAUCUUCCUUUUUGCAAUGCGUAGUAUGAAACUAUUACAAGUUAACUAUGAGGAAAAGAGCCGACUGUCACAUCUACAGUGGGAAGCAGAGCGUUUUUGCAGUAAAACAGCUUUGAAAAUUGUCUCAAAGCAGAACUUUGAUACAAGUUCCAGUUUCUACAUGAUCAAAAAGGUCAAUGGCAUCAAAGUAAGUUCUCAGUUUUCAGGACCAAAUGUUUAUAGAAAAAAUGACAUUUAAGAUGUAAAGUUUCACACUAGACUAAUAAAAAGUAAGCUUUAUCUGCUCUGAGGCUGUCAGAUCAACUCAAACCAUAGACACGUACAGUAUGUGUACAAACAUUUUCCCUGACUUCUUCUGGUAUCUAUUUUAAAAAUGCAUUGCUUACAGAGGCUUGUUUUUCUCUCUUUUAUUAAUGUCGUAAUAUGUUUUUUUUAAUCAGUUUAAGCUGGAGACUUCAGAAAUAUCACCUAUUAAGUAGAGGGAUUUUUUCUCGUGAGAUUAUAGAAAGAUAAGGUCUGAGUUGUUGCUUGUUUCACUCUCAGGUGGUCCAGAAAACAUAUCAACAUCUAUAAGUCCAGCCACCACCCUUCCCAACAGGACCCUCACUGUCCACCAAGGUUCAUCUGUCUCCUUUAGCUGCUCCGCCUCCUCCUAUCCAUCACAGCAGCUCACUUGGUCCUUCAGAGGAGCCACAUCCAGCAACGAGUCUCUGGUCUCAUCCUCUGGAUCCUUUCUGGACUUCAGGAUAGAUGACAUCCAGCCCAGCAAUCAGGGGGUUUACACCUGCACGGCCUACAACAACUUCACCAAACAGGUCGUCAAUCAGAGCUCAGAGCUGCUGGUUUACUGUGAGUAUCAUCGACUCUGUCAUCUGUUUUUCCUUUUCUUUCCCCUUCUCUCAAAAUAUAUGAGGAGUAAGUGGAGGUAGAGCAUGCAGCUCUGGGUGGUAGGUGAGCUAAAACAGGCUGAGAUGGUGUCUCACUGUACAGUAUUUAGGUUGUGUUCUUAGCUGGUUGAUUGAAACACUUUGUGUUUCUGCUGCUUGGUGAGUUUUUAUUUGCCCUGUGCGUGGUGUGGUUCUCAGUGUGCCCUGGUGAGGACAGACUCUGUGUACUUUUUUUAAGCAGGUGAUGAUGACUAACUUUGACUAUUUAGACAGGAGGGAAAAAUACACAACAUAUAAUGUGAUAAUUAAUUUCAGGAAAGAGACAACUGAAGAUCAACGUUAUUUAUCCUUUUCUCUUAGUGCUUAAAAAGAUGUAUACUGAUGUCUUUUUGUGACCUAAAAAAAGGAACAAUUUGGCUUCCUUAAUUGCUGGUAUCACUGUCACAGGGUAGGUGUUGCAGAAAGAAAGUUAAGGCUGCAGAAACAGACAGUGAUAGAUUAGAGAGAUUGCAUGUUGGUAACAGGUAGUGAGGUUUUUGCAGAUUGUAUAUUACCCCCCAUGUUGCACAUCUUACAAACGAACAAUGACACUUUAUGAGAUUCAACCAGAAAGAUAUUUUUCAUCAGUUAGAUAUUUCAAAACCUGCUGUCCACGUGAAAAUGAUGAAAUGUGGUGACAUGAGGAUGUACGGCCUUGUUUUUGUCCAGCUCUUUCAGUGGAACCAAAACUGUCUGCCUGUGGUGCCAUCAGUGGAGCGGCUUCAUGCACUGGCAUGUUUGUCUUACACUUAGACUGUAUAUACUAUGGACAACUUGGUUCCGCCUGCCGCCAGUAUACGGAUUUGAAGCCAAAAAGCUCUCGGUAUUCCCACGAUUUUUCUUCCUUUCCAAUUAAAGCAACCAGCAUUGCGCAGUAGCAUUGUACGCAUUCAGCGGGAGAGUUGCUGUGAUGACACUCGGCUCAAACACCCCGGGUGAGCUACGCAAUCCCUGAACGCCAGUAGGCUGUAUCAGGUGUCAAUCAUAGAAAACAUGAACCCCCUAAUAACUUUUAAAAACUGAGCUUCACAGAAAAAAGAGGACUUGAGCACAAACCAGUCUUACAGUAACUACAUGUCAACAUCACAAGCAGGGGGGAGAAAAAUGUAUGUUCAGUGUAAUAAAUUUCUCAAGUUGGUCCACAGCCCCAUAAGCUUUACCGGUGGAGGUGGGAUUUAUGACCUAUACUGCAGCCCAUCAACAGAGGGUGCUGUUCUCAGAGUGGCUUCACCCAGUAAGGAGGCAGACGUUGUCCAUUCUUUAUACAGUCUCUGGUCUUACAUGUUACCAUGUUUGUUUGGGGUACAGCUUCACACAUGGAAAGAGCUUGUUUUGCCAGACAAAGCCCCCCCUCAGCAAAAAGAGUUUAUUAAAUAGCCAGUUUGUCCAUGCCGGAGUUGAUGCACAUAGAAAGUUCCCAACAGCAGCUGAAAAUAUCUUACACAGGGAACUUUGAUCAGGUUUUGCAUCCCACUUUUGCCCCCGACGAAAGAAGCCGUACACUGGUUUUUUUUUUAGACCAUUUCACCCUCUUUUACUGUUUGUUGUCUCCUCCAGAUGUUCCAGACCUACAUCCAGACUGUAUGUGGUCUCCAGCUCAAGACCCCUCCCAUGUCUUAUUCAUCUGCUCUUGGGCUAAAGCGUAUCCAAGCCCGUUGCUACACCUCGAGGACUUACAGGGGACCAAAGGAGCAGCCUGGGGGGCUCAUGUUAAUAAAUCAGCAGUUACAAGCAGCCUGUCCAUGAUGCUGAACCGCUCCGAGUUGUUUGAGGAUCAGACUCUGAGGUGCACGGCCCGGCAUCCAGCACUGGCUCCGGGGGAGGAGAGGGAGUGUUCGUUACCCCUCAGUAAGCUCUUUGUGGUGACAUGAAACUCUUUCUGCGCUGAGAUGUGAUGCUGCUGAAUCUUUUAUGUGUUUUCCACUUUAGAGGCCUCAGAGACACCAAGAGAGUCCUCAGUGAGGGUCUGUUUAGAGUCCAAUCCCACCCUCAAAAUGAUGCCAUCUCAAUUAACACCAUUCAAGUAACGGCAUGCAGAGAGUUUUGAUUAUCAAGGCAUCUGAUUUUGAGUUUUAUUCCCAACAAAUCAGUGUCAGUUUUGAUGCAAAUGAAAAUACACAGCAUCUCACCCUGGGAACUAAGAUAUAGCCUGUGGGAAGGGAGCUUAGCAGACUGUCAGCAGUCACAGAGGCUCUUGUUUGUGGUAUGAGGUCAUGUGAGGAGGUGGAAACACAGUGUUUAACUUGACUUUAUCUGCUGUGGCUUGGAGAUAUCUGCCUGUUAGAUUCCUGCCUCCACCCAGGUUCAGCUGAGGACAAUACAGUUGUAUUCCUGGUGUUCACAGAGCUGUAAAAGCAGACACCCUCUCAGUCAAAAUGUUUCUUUUAUUGUUGCUUUUGUCAGUUUGGUGAAAAACAGCACCAAUAGAAACUGCUCAGCACAUGUCAGGACUUUCCUAGACUUAAAGACACUGUUCCUGGAAAGAGAUUUUUCCACUUAAAGAUUCCCAGAGGGGCAGGAACACCCCUGUUUUUACUUUUUCCCCUUAAACAUUCUCAUCAAAUGACACAUUGGACUGAUGAAAGUCAGGAGGCACUUUUCAAGCAUGUAGAACAAGAAAGGCAUAGACUGUUUUGCCCACUAGGGGGUGCCAAAAUUGAGACAAACUGAAAAUUCCUCACAGGAGCUUUAAUUGUUAAACUUUAUUUUACUAGGAGCAUAAAAUCUCAGAGACAAAUAUCUAUUUUAACAAAAAGCUUGCCCCCAUCACAUUAUGAACAGCUUACUUUGAGAACAAAUAAAUACCGGCAUGGCUGAGAAUCACGGCAGGCGUGCGAGAAAAUAGUUUAUUGCAGAGUCAGAGAGGGUUAUAAGCAUGAAUACUUCAGCCACUGAUAACAUGAACCUCCUCCUCCUGUAGCUGCUCCCUGCUAAACUCAAGACUUAACGUGUGAACCAACAGACACUAACCACAUGCUGUGGAAAAGAAGUCAGAUUUUAUAAUAAAAUCAUUCGAAUCAGACCAGAUUUUCUGCUCCAGGUUAAUGUUCUCUUGUAAAACAAAGUGCCACACCAACACAGUUGUAAGCAUGCAGGACAUGUGAACAGUCAGUGAGUCAUGGAGGAGUUUUAUCUUCUCAGGAGGACAGGAUUGUGUAAACAGUCAGCUGAUGUCCAAAUGUGUGAUUGUUGUUUUAGACUGACAGCAGCAGAUCAUUCAAACAAAACACAUGUCAAUCAAAUAGGCUCACUGCUGAAGCUCCAAUUAAAAUAUGGCCGGUCAUUAUACAACAUUACACUUGACGUCAUUCUCACUAACACAGAUAGAAUUACGGAAAUCUGUAGCUCACAAAAGCUUUCACAGUUUUUGUGUUAGUCAAAGUUGACUGAUCUAUUUUGAUGCUCAAAAGUGCCAAAUAUUAAGCAAUAAGUCUGAUAUUUUCAUAAUCUGUUAAAACUUGAAAUAUUCCUUUAUCCAUCGAUGGAUAACUAAGCAUGGGAUAAUUGUGCUAGUGGACACAGGCCCUCACAGAGCAGAUUCUCACUCCCUUGUCGAGAGUGUGGUGUAUAUAGAGAGCGUGUUGUAGGUCCAUUUUCAGCAGCAGUGGGUGUUCAGAAGAUCGCGAUUGAAGCUACAGCUAACUCCUAACAGAUCAGUCUUUGUCUUUUUUUCUUAGAGUGUCCGUUCCCUGAUGGUGAGCCUCUGGUCACGGCUCUGGAAGGUUCAAGUGUAACUUUAAUCUGCACCGAGUCCACUUCCAACCCGUCUGCAAACACAACGUGGAGGAAAGGGCUUCAGCAGGGGGACAUCAUCCCUGGAUCCAAGUACGUCAUAUCUGAGGAGGGCCCCGUCCUCAAACUGACAAUUAACAACGUCACAAAAGACGACGAGGGGGUUUACUUCUGCCGCAGCGAGAACCCGCUCACCAUCAGAGAGCUGGAGGUCUACCUCACAGUGAGGGGUGAGUGUGGGAGGACAGGGAGGGUUUUGGAUUCAAUAUGUACUGGAAGAUGUUAUUUACGCUGACGCUGGUUUCUUUUUAUUACAUACAGAGGGAGUGAAAUCUUAAAAAUGUAAACAGAUGUAAUCUGAAACCAUCUGAGAAUCUGUGUUAGUAGUUGUUUAGUACACAGCUCAAACUGCCUGUAGACGGAGCACAGAUUCACACAAUGAGCCAGUCCCUGCAGGUGCGGACUCCACCUCUGGAAUGCCGGUAAACCUGCUGCUUCACCUUUUCACUGUUUCCUAAUCCUCUCCUAUCUUUUUGUUUGGCUUCAGCAGCCUCCUCAGCGUACACAGGAGCCAUCGUCGGCCUCUUCAUCGCCGUACUGAUCGUCGGAUCAGCUGCAAUAAUCGCAAAAACUAUUUACUCCAGCCGCCACAGAAUAUGUCUGGGUAACCUCGACUUGUCUAUUCAACAUAAGCAUAAAAGUCACAAAUGCAUGAAGUAAACAUGUGCAUGAAAGUUUAAGAUACUAAAUUAUAAUUCUCUUUUCACACUGUUGUUUCAGGAGGAGGCUUUGGGUGAGUAUCUUCAAUUUACUUCUAUUUUAGAAUCACUGAACUGGUGCGCACAUUCAAGGUGACUCUGGCUUAUAAGGUCUUCUGUGAGCUGACAUAAAUGCAUAAUAAGGUACUUUUGCACCUAUUCAUCAUGGCAGAUGAUUAAGGAACACCACUGGCCUAGUGUCCUCAACGUAAAUCCCAGAUAUGAAGGUUAUGAUCCUCAUGCGGGUUCAGUUCCAGCCUCGUUCCUGCAUGUCAUUUCCGCUGUUAUCUCUUGUCCAAAUGAAGGCAAAAAGCCUGAAAAAUAAAUCUCAAGGAAAGAGAAAUAAAUAAUAAUAUCCUGAAUAUCCUUGGGCAUGUGUGGACAUCGCUGAGUUCCACAUGUUCUGAGGAAAAUUUUGUGUCACAUCAAUUUGAACACAGCAUGUUUAAUCUUUUUGCUAAAGUUGUCCCAUACAUGUAAAAGUUUUUUCAUUAACUAAGAAGUCCUCCUGUUUCUAUUUUAAAUGUUUAAAUGUAUCACCCAUAUAGAGUCUCUGCUAUGAAAAUGAGCAGUUUUGACUGUGUGCUGUUUUUGCAAACUCUAAACACAUCUUGUGUAAUUAAAUUAAAUCAAACUUUAGUUAACAGUCACAUACGCAGUCUCACCUAAGCCCACACAUACAUGGAUGCUAAGAUAGUGGACAUGUGACUGUGUAUAGAUGAACAAGUUGAGAGUACUUAGUCUGUAAACGUGAGAUCGUGUUUACGUGUAUAAGGCACUAACUGCAUUACUAGACUUGAAUAAUACUUCAAUUAACUCACCUGAAAGUGUUUUUUCUGAUAAAAUCUGCAUUUUGACUCUUUUUCUCACUCAGAAACUGUCUGAAUGCUAAUAUCUGAAAAGCCCCUUGCAGGAUUCUUCUGCAGGGAAACAUAACGUUUACAUUCAGUGCUUUCACCAAAGCACACUGUUUACACCUUUCAGGCUCUUUUUCAGCAUUUCAAAGCAAUUGAACUCCUGCAAUAAUAAACUGUUUAUAUUGAUAUUUGUUGGUGAGGGUUGUCUCUAUUUUGCUGCUCCUUUUAUUUACACAUUAGAACUGACAACUCUAUUGUACAAAGGAUACUAAAACCUUUGAUUGGAUCCCUUUUGUGAAAAACCCACAGCUGAACACCUCACUAAUCCUCUAUGGAAUUAGGACACAGAUGUUGACUCAUCAGAAAUAACUCCUGGGAUGCAUUUAGCAACAGAGAUUUGACGAUGUAUAUCAGUGGGAGGAGUCUCAGGCAUUUUUAUUCCUGACCUGCAUGAUGUACUCUGCUGCCAGAUAAUUAAAUUGUAUCUCUGCUCUGUAGACAAGUGGACGAUGACAGAGGUGAUGUACUGAGUCUGGUGGAUUCGGACGACGAACAGAUUUUUCAAGACGCCGUCCCCCGACUGCCUCCAGUAACCAACGGACACCAAACGACACUCGUCCAGAUACACAGAAUCCCAUCAAGUAGGGUCUUUAUGAAGUGUUAUGUCAAGUUUAAGAAGUUCAAAGACAUCCCGUGACAUAAAAAUGUGUGUGUUAUUUUUCCAGGUGAUCAUGAGGAAGUAGAAACAGCUGACACGAGCACUCAGCAGCAGGGAGACACUGCACAGACAGAAGAGCCAGUGGAUCUUGUGACAUUUUAGGUAUCGGGUGUUUUUAUUAGAGGAGUGCUUUUGUUUUAAGUAAAAACUACAUCCAAUGACAAUGUGAAAGAAAUCGGUGGAAGACUCUUGUAAAAAUGAAUAUCUGAUCAUUUGUUGUUUUUUUUUAAAACAGGGUUUACAGCUUUUUAAGCUUCUUUUUAUGAUUUAUUUGUUUGUACAGCC